Rotaria sp. Silwood2 is the source of this 459-nucleotide messenger RNA. NCBI's taxonomy places the organism in Eukaryota, Metazoa, Rotifera, Eurotatoria, Philodinida, Philodinidae. The record is from the annotation of a GenBank genome assembly.
AUGGCAACACAAGAAAGUCAAGAAUUAAAACUACUUUUUACUGUAUUCGAUGUUGAUCACAGUGGAACACUAACAAAAGAAGAACUUAAACAAUUACUUCAAUCACCUGAUCCGGAUGGUCCUUCAGUUUCAGAAGAACAAGUUACUGAAUAUCUAAAACUUGCUGAUACAGAUAAUAGUGGUGACAUUUCAUUGGAUGAAUUUGUAACCUUUAUUAAUGAUAACGUUCCACAAGGUGCAUAUGGUUUAAAAAGUAUAUUUCGAACAAUUGAUACAAGUGGUGAUGGUUUUGUUGAAAAAGAUGAAUUUGAACAAGUGAAGAAAACAAGUCAAAAUUUAAAUCAAAAUUUAAUUAAUAUAUUCGAUAAAAAAUUUCAAAAAGAUACAGUUAGUAAAAUUACCUAUGAACAAUUUGUCGAAAGUGUCAAUGAAUAUUGCAAUAGUCUCAAUAAAAAUUAA